Messenger RNA from Talpa occidentalis (Iberian mole), 4885 nucleotides. RefSeq names its product leucine rich repeat containing 32 (gene LRRC32). The record is from RefSeq and is a predicted model, not a curated record. The transcript has 3 exons. Gene Ontology annotation, molecular function: protein binding. NCBI's taxonomy places the organism in Eukaryota, Metazoa, Chordata, Mammalia, Eulipotyphla, Talpidae. The coding region runs from base 569 to 2596 and encodes 675 amino acids.
CCCGCAGAGGGACAGAUGGGGGAACACGGGCAGAAACACUGGCAUUUGCCCGGGACCCGCAGCUAGGUGGGCAGAAGAGGAUUUGAACCCAGGGCUCCUGCCACCCUCUGACCCUGGCCUGGGAGAGGCGUCCCACCCCACGCCCCGGACAGCCUGCCUGUGGCACGGAGUGGGGGCACCCACCUGUCCUAGAACCUCGGAAGUCAGCCUUCUUCAUGGGUGGGGGGGUGGUUGAGGGACCCCCACCCCCACCCGAGCUGUCUGAAAUUCCACCAUCACAGCUACAUUCCUUUGGGUUCUGGUCUAAUUCCCCCGUGGGAUGCACAUGUCUCCAGAUGGGACUUGCCCUUGGUGAUUCACAGCGCCCUUCGCAGCAUCCGCUGGCCAGGGAUGGGGCUGAGAGGAGGGAGAGAAGCACCUCAGAGCCCAGCCCUGGGAGGCUGCCUGCUGGUGCGCCUGCUGGGGGUGAAGGGGGCUUGGAGAGCCAGGAGGGAGAUGUUGGCCUGAUGUGGUGGAACCACUUCCUACCAUUUCCUUUGGAGGCAGAUGGACUGUGUUCUGAUCCGGAAUGCUAUUUACUGCCUCGUGUGACUUUGGAGCCAUGAGCCACCGGACCCUGCAGCUCCUGGCUGUGCUGACUCUGGGCCUGGCUACCUCCCAACACCGAGACAAGAUGCCCUGUAAGAUGGUGGACAAGGAGGCCUUGUGCCAGGGCCUUGGUCUGCUCCAGGUCCCCUCAGUGCUCCCACUGGACAUCAAGGCCCUGGACAUGUCUGGAAAUCAGCUGCGGGGCAUCCUGACCUCACCCCUGGGCUUCUACACAGAGCUUCGUCACCUGGACCUGAGCAGCAACGAGAUCAGCUUCUUUCAGCCUGGUGUCUUCGAGGCCCUGCUCCAUCUGGAGCACCUCAACCUGGCCCAUAACUGCCUGGGGGUGGGCACCUCGCUGAGCACCGCUGGUCUAGGUCAUCUGCCGAGCUUGAUGUCCCUGGACCUGUCUGGGAACAGCUUGUACAGUGACCUGGUGGAGCCGCUGCUGGGGGAGGCUCCUGUCCUGUGCACCCUCUCACUGGCAGAGAACAGUCUAACCCGCCUGACCCGCCACACCUUCAGGGGCACGCCCUUGCUGGAGCAGCUGGACCUGCACAGCAAUGUGCUGAUGGACAUCGAGGACGGAGCUUUCGAGGACCUGCCUCGCCUGGCCCACCUCAAUCUCUCCAGGAACUCUCUCACCUGCAUCUCUGACUUCAGCCUCCAGCAGCUGCGGGUGCUGGACCUGAGCUGCAAUAGUAUCGAGGCCUUUCAGAUGGCACCCCCGGAGCCCCAGGCUGAGUACCAGCUGGCCUGGCUGGACCUGCGGGAGAACAAACUGCUGCACUUCCCUGACCUGGCUGCCCUCCCCAGACUCAUCUACCUGAAUGUGUCCAACAACCUCAUCCGGCUCCCUGCAGGACCUCCUCUGGGAGGCGAGGGCAUCCAUGCGCCUUCUGAGGGCUGGUCAGCCUUGCCCCUCCCAAACCCCAGCUGGAAUGCCAGCACCCACCCCCACUCCCAGCUCUUGAACCUGGAUUUGAGCUACAAUGAAAUCGAGCUCCUCCCGGAGGGCUUUCUUGAGCACCUGACCUCCCUGCGCUUCCUGAACCUCAGUCGGAACUGCUUGCGGGCCUUUGAGGCCCAGCAGGCCGGUUCCCUGCCCUGCUUAGUGCUCCUGGACAUCAGCCACAAUGCCCUGGAGGCACUGGAGGUGGGCGCCUUAGCCCUGGGGUCGCUGAGGACGCUGUUCCUGCAGGACAAUGCCCUGCAGGAUCUGCCCCAGUUCACCUUUGCCAGCCUUGCGAGCCUGCAGAAGCUCAACCUGCAGGGGAACCGGGUCAGGCCCUGCGGGGGGCCAAGCGGGCCUGGCCUCUCGGACUGCGUGACCUUCUCGGGCAUCUCCUCCCUCCGCGUCCUGAACCUGGUUGACAAUGAGAUGGAGGUGCUCCGUGCGGGGACCUUCCUGCACACCCCCCUGACCGAGCUGGACCUCUCUGCCAACCCUGGGCUAGAUGUGGACACAGGGGCCCUGGCUGGCCUGGAAGCCUCCUUGGAAGUCCUGGCCCUGCAGGGCAAUGGGCUGGCCAUGCUGCAGGUCGACCUGCCCUGCUUCAGCUGCCUCAAGCGGCUCAAUCUUGCCGAGAACCGCCUGAGCCGCCUGCCCACCUGGACGCAGGCCGUGUCCCUGGAGGUGCUGGACCUGAGGAACAACAGCUUCAGCCUCCUGCCAGGCAGUGCCAUGGGAGGGCUGGAGACCAGCCUCCGGCGCCUCUACCUGCAGGGGAAUCCACUCAGCUGCUGCGGCAACGGCUGGCUGGCCUCCCAGCUGCACCGGGGCCGCGUGGACGUGGAUGCCACCCAGGAUCUGGUCUGCCGCUUCGGCUCCCAGGAGGAGGUGUCCCUGAGCCAUGUGCGCCCCGAGGACUGUGAGAAGGGGGGGCUCAAGAAUGUCAACCUCAUCAUCAUCCUCUCCUUCACACUGGUCUCCGCCAUCCUGCUCACCACGCUGGCCACCUGUUGCUGCGUCCGUCGGCAGAAGUUCAGCCAGCAGUACAAAGCCUAGAGACGCCCAGGCUGCUGGAAAGCUCGGCCCGGAGACCGUCGAGAGGUCAGUGGAGGAGCCAGAGGCACAGAGAAGGGUAGGGACUGCCCCAAGAUCACACACUGAGCCAGGGUCCUGGAACCCCAGCCCGUGCUUCCUUUCCCUGCAUCCUGCCACAUCAGUAGAUGACACACUUCCAGGCACACAUGUGGUUCAGCUGUGAAAGCCAGAAGUUGGGCAACUUCAGGAAUACGGCUGACCCAUCAGAUCAACAGAUCCUCACCAGGCAUCCGUUUUGUGCCACACCCUGCUCCAAGCACUGGGCACGCUGGUGGAUGAGAUGUCGGCAAUGCCCACAGGUGAAAUGGGCCCCUGCCCUCAAGCAUCUCCCAGUCUGAGUGGGGAGGUGGUCAUAGAACCCUGCAGUGACCACAGAGAAUGUGGAAGUCCAAGUCUCCAGAGCCCUGCAGCCCCCAUGGGCUGAGAGCGGGGAGGCCCAUCCCGGCUAGACCAGGGCACAGGAGGGAUGAGACCAAAAGGAUUUGACUAAGACGUUUCCAAGCAGACUCUUUGUCCCAUCUUCUGAUAAUGACUUUCAGCUUUUCUGGAACAUGAAGAACUUGCGCCUGGAAGAGAGAACGAAAGCCACAUGAGCAUGUUUGGAUCCAGGGUUCGUGGGCAGGCUGCAGCAGCUCCAGCAGGGCCUGGUUAAGAAGCUGUCAUCCAAGGCCUUGGUGCACAACAGACCACACGCUUCCCACCCUGGGCAGGCUCUUGCCCUGCCUGGCACCUUUGCGUUGCACACACUGGCCCAAAUACUGCCCCAGGCCCCCAACACCCACCCAGGCCCAUCUCUACAGUCCAGCCCCACCCUCGCCGGUCUGCUGAUGAGCAGGAAUGAGAGGCUUGGGUGUUUGGUUCUGUUUUGCACCAGGCUUGGCAGCUGUAACAAACCCAAGCAGACUUCUGCCUCUUCACGACAACUCUCUGAAGUUGGUAUUUUUUUCCCAUUUUACAACAGAAGAACCAAAUUCUCCUUCCAGGGCCUGUCAAUUAAGAAAUGCCAUAACUGAGAUUGAGACUUACAUCCUGCUGACCUCAGGGCCUGAGCUUGGCCCCCGGGGGGCUGCAGGCUGGCAGGUGGACAGGAAGUGGCCCCACAAGCUGGAACAGGGCCUGGGCGCAUCCUGUGCUGGACAUACCCACCUGCUGCUCUACCUCCUCUUCCCCAGAUGGGCAGAGAGACAGGCAGCCACAGGGCCUCUCCCCUCUCUGCCUCAGUUUCCCUCAUUCCCUCCUUUGCAAACCAGCACUCUUCUUUUUCUCUCCUUGCUCUGGUGUCCCUCAUUCUUUCUGCACUAAGUCAAACCUGGUAUUUAAGACCAUUGAAUCCUCCUCCCCCUUACACAAAUAGGGAAACUGAGGCUUAGAAAGAAAAUAACUGUGUGCACAAAGCUGAGAGAGGCAGUGGUGAAGCCCAUGAAAAAAGCGACUUCAGACCUCAAUGGGCAUUGGUGCCUGGGGCGUGGGGGAGGGUGGGCCCGAGCCGUUUCCUUCACGUGCUAAGAUCCUGCUGGCUCCAACCCCUCUUUCUGGUCCUCAUUUUGCAGGGAUUUUUUUUUCACCUAGAAAAAUGGUAAAAACCCAUUUAGAUCUGAAUCAUGAUAACUGACCCCACCCCGGCCCAUGAAAUCAUGGACUGUCCAGGAGGAAAGGAAGCCCUGGGCUCAGCCCAAGAGCCCGUGUUUCAGUCUUCACCCUCUUGGCCCGCAGGCUGGCUCAGGACAGCGCUCAGUAACGUCAGACAAUCAACACGCCCCUCCCUCUGCUCCAUUUUAUUGAUGAGUAAACUGAGGCCCAGCAUGGGCCUACGACUCGGGGAGUUGGUGGCAGAGCUGGGGUGUGCAGGACAGCCAGGUGGAGCCGGUCCUGGGUGGGGACACACCUCUGGUGCUCACUACACACACACACUCCUCCUCGGGUUGGGAGGGCAGGUGUGGCCCCUUCGUGCCUGAUCUUUGAGAACACUAUACGAUGCUGCUCUCACUCGCAGGGACCAGGCCACAGCCCAGGCCUCGGGACCAGCUCUUUGUAUAACCCACAUGAAUGUAUUAAAAACAGUUUUGGAGAAACCAGGUGUUCUGCCAGCCUCCUCCUUGCUCAGGUCCUGGGCGCCAUCGCUUCUGCUUCUGCCUGCUCUGCUCUGCUUGUGCCAUGGCCUUUGAGUCCUCAUGACAGGCUGGGGAGAUGGUAGGUGAGAAACUGAGGUGCUGGGUCAUCGCCACCCUGGACCCUGGGGCCUCAGCCACC